This is a messenger RNA of Plasmopara halstedii, 909 nucleotides long. RefSeq names its product rna helicase. The transcript has 6 exons. The record is from RefSeq and is a predicted model, not a curated record. Bases 1 to 909 code for a protein of 302 amino acids. NCBI's taxonomy places the organism in Eukaryota, Oomycota, Peronosporomycetes, Peronosporales, Peronosporaceae.
AUGCUCUCUGUGAACCAUGAGCUAGAGCAGAAAUUGAUCACCGAGCAGGAGGACCAGGGCUAUGCUUCUCAAUCGAUUACACCAGAAAACCAGAAAGCUGUCGUGAAGAUGUAUGUGAUGCGUGACUCAGCGGGGGGCGUCAAGUGUUGUUAUUGCGGGAAAGAAAUAACUGCUCGCAACGUGGAUCGCUGGGCAUCACACCUGCGUGGUUGUGUUAAAACCCCAGACGACGUCAAGGCGCAAAUUCAGCCAACUCGCGGCGCUGCAACACCACCUUCUGAAACUAGCAUUUUACUUCCAGUGCAGUCUGUUUAUCAGACAGGAAAUACGGAAAUUAUAACGGCACCUGCAAACGCAAUACAGGCGACGAUUCCGAUAAACCACACAUCCAAUCUUAUUGGCUCCAGCUACAACGAGGUCUUCAAAGUGCACGUUUCCAAAGACUACAUGAAAUUCAACGCUGCGCACUUUAUUGCAUAUAAGGGCUUUCGCGAGAAGUUGCAUGGACAUAAUUACCGCUUGGCUGUCACAAUUACAGGACAAGUAGGCCCAGAUGGUUACGUUGUAGAUUUUGGAGAGAUCAAAAAGAUCUCGCGGGUCAUCUGCUCAGAUCUGAACGAAUCCUUUCUCGUGCCUAUGAACAGUGAUGCACUGAAGAUUUCGUUUGAUGGCACGAAUGUACACAUCUUAACAGAAGACAUGGCAAAGUUCAGUUUUCCAAAGGCGGACUGCUCAUUGUUGCCGAUUGUGCACUCUUCGGCCGAGGAACUCGCGACUUAUAUUAGUAAUCAACUUAUCGAUGCUUUUACGCUCGUUGCACUUUUGAAUCGUGGUGUGCGAAAGAUCGAGGUGAGCAUCUCAGAGGCCAACCAACAGUUUGCUACGUACGAGCGUACCAUUUUAGCUUAA